CAAAAAUGGAACCCUAAGCUCAAACGGGUCUUCCGUCCGCCUCUGUUCACCUCCGUUCGCGUCCUUUCGCCUCCGUUCGUCUCCGUUCGUCUCUGUUCGUCUCCGUUUGCCUCCGUACGCCUCGUUCUAGAAUUACUAUUUGUGUGCUUCUUGCAAUAUGGAAAUUAUUAACAACAGUCCUGAAACAUCUGAUAAUGAGGAAGAGGAUAAUGUUAGUCAAGCUAGAGAAGUUCCACCUCAAAAUGCAGAAGAACAAGAAGUGGCUUCUAAACCAAAAAAGGCCAAGAAGCGUAAGGCUAAGAAGUCUAAUCAGGAUGAGCGUAAGCCUAAGGCCCUAACAUCUGAUUGUUGGACAUAUUUUGAUAAAGUUGGUUUUGUAGAUGGAGUAGAAAGUGCUAAAUGUAAGGGAUGUGGAAAAUUACUUAGUGCGGCAUCAACAGGUGGAACUACUCAUUUGAAUCGUCAUAAAGAUAGUUGUAUGAAGUCCAUUAAAUAUCAUGAUGUGGGUGAUAUGAUGAUUGGUGCUGAAGGAAAAUUAAGAAAGAAAAAGUUUGACCCUAAGGCUAACCGUGAACUUUUAGCUAAAUUGGUGAUUACACAUGGUGCACCAUUUAAUAUAGUUGAGUGGAAGGUCUUUAGAGAUUACCAAAAGUUUUUGAAUGAUGAUUGCAUUUUUGUUACUAGAAAUACCAUUUCCAAAGAUGUUUUGAAAGUUUAUGGUGAUGAGAAACAAAAGUUGAAAUCACAAUUAGCUCAAAUUCGUGGGAGAGUUUGUUUGACUUCUGAUUGUUGGACUGCAUGCACUAAUGAAGGUUUUAUUUCUUUAACCGCUCAUUAUGUUGAUUUGAACUGGAAAUUGCAAAAUAAGAUUCUUGCAUUUGCUCACAUGGAACCUCCACAUACUGGGCGAGAAUUAGCAUUGAAGGUCUUGGAAAUGUUAAGUGAUUGGGGCAUAGAAAAGAAAGUUUUCUCUAUCACUUUGGAUAAUGCAUCUGCAAAUGACAGUAUGCAAAACUUUCUGAAAGAACACUUGGGAAUUUCAAAUAGUUUGUUGCUUAAAGGAGAGUACUUUCAUAUAAGAUGCUCUGCACAUGUCUUGAACCUCAUUGUUCAAGAUGGAUUGAAGACAAUUAGUGAUGCAUUGCAUAAGAUUAGGCAAAGUAUAGCUUAUGUAAGGGUCACAGAAAGUAGAACACUAGCAUUUUUUGAAUGUGCUAAGAAUAUUGGUGAUAUUGACACAGCAAUUGGACUGAGAACAGAUUGUGUUACUAGAUGGAACUCCACCUAUACAAUGCUUCAUAGUGCGAUUAAUUAUCGCCGUGCCUUUUAUAGCUUAAGUUUGCGUGAUUCAAACUUUAAGUGUUGUCCUACAAGUGUUGAGUGGAGAAGGGCUGAAACAUUGUGUGAUCUUUUGAAGCCAUUUUUUAAUAUUACAAACUUGAUAUCCGUAUCUUCUUAUCCUACAUCAAAUUUGUACUUUGGAGAAAUAUGGAAGAUAGAGUGUCUUUUAAGGUCUUAUUUGAGAAGUGAAGAUCCAUUGAUUCAAACAAUGACCAAAAAAAUGAAGGAAAAGUUUGACAAGUAUUGGAGUGAGUAUAGUGUCAUUUUAGCAUUUGCGACUAUUCUUGAUCCUACCAAAAAGCUCAACUUUGUGAGAUAUGCAUAUUCUAAACUUGAUCCAGUCACUAGUGAGGAUAAGUCGAAAAAUGUCAAGAUUAUGUUGGAAAAGCUUUUUGCCGAAUAUGUCAACAAUGAGAUUCUUUCUUCUAAUCCAAGCUCUUCACAACAAAUGGUGCAACCUCCUUUAGGAAGAGGACCGCUACCUUCUGUAGAUGAAGAAUUUGAAGAAUUUGAAAACCAAGAAACCACUGUCAUUGGAAAAACAGAACUUGAUACUUAUUUAGAUGAGUUGAGGAUGCCUUCAUCGACUUGUUUUGAUAUUUUGACUUAUUGGAAGGAAAGAAGUCGUAAGAGUCCCACUCUUGCAAGGAUAGUUGUGAUAUCUUGAGCAUUCCUAUAACCACGGUGGCAUCAGAAUCUGCAUUUAGUAUUGGUGCUCGAGUUCUAACCAAGUAUAGAAGUUCAAUGAAAGAUGAAUCGGUUCAAGCUCUCAUGUGUGCACGCAGUUGGUUACAUGGGUUUGAAGAACUAGGUGAUGUCAAUAAUAAUGAUAAAGAUGAUGAAUCCCAUGAAAGUGUACAAGCGUCAAACAGUGUGGAAUAUGUGAACAUUGAUUGAGUCAUUGAGAAUAGAUGAACUGUUUUGGGGAAUUUGAAUUUUGUUUUGAAGAAUUUAAAUUUAGUUGAUUGAGUCACCGUGGAAUUUAUGAACUUACUUUAUAAUUUCUUAUUUGUAUUAGUAGCCAAGAGGCUUGGUUUUUUUGUUGGUGUAUCAGUGUAUGAUCAUAUGGCUAAGAAAUAUUGAAACAAAGAAAGCAUAAUGUAGUAGUAUAAUAGCAGAAUGUUGGCUAAGAUCAUAUGGCCAAUAAUUAUUCAA
Molecule: messenger RNA, 2496 nt
Organism: Trifolium pratense (red clover)
Lineage: Eukaryota; Viridiplantae; Streptophyta; Magnoliopsida; Fabales; Fabaceae
Product: zinc finger BED domain-containing protein RICESLEEPER 2-like
Exons: 4
Coding region: 158-2008 (616 amino acids)
Molecular function (GO): DNA binding
Source: RefSeq, a predicted model, not a curated record